GAGGAGGAGGAGCUAAAGCCGGACGAGGAGGCCCGAGGUCUGCUGUAGCAGCGCUCCUGAAAGGGGUGGGCGAAGGAAGGGAAGAGAGACCGGGCAAAAAACUGCCCGUCCCUUUUGAGGCUAGGAGCUGGGAGGAAGAAGCAAGAGUAGCGGCGUCGGCAGAGAUGGCGCGGCUGGUGGCAGUUUGCAGGGACGGCGAGGAAGAAUUCCCCUUCGAGAGGCGACAGAUCCCCCUCUACAUCGAUGACACCCUGACGAUGGUGAUGGAGUUUCCUGACAACGUGCUUAACCUUGAUGGGCAUCAGAACAGUGGGGCGCAGUUAAAGCAGUUCAUCCAGCGGCACAGCAUGCUCAAGCAGCAGGACCUGAAUAUUGCCAUGAUGGUGACAUCGCGCGAAGUCUUGAGUGCUCUCUCUCAGCUUGUACCGUGCGUUGGCUGCCGCCGGAGCGUGGAGCGCCUCUUCUCUCAGCUCGUGGAGUCGGGGAAUCCUGCCCUCGAACCCCUCACUGUCGGGUCCAAGGGAGUCCUCUCUGUCACUCCCAGCUGCAUGAGGGAUGCAAAGAAGCUCUACACGCUGUUCUACGUGCACGGGUCCAAGUUAAAUGAAAUGAUUGAUGCGAUUCCGAAAAGUAAGAAGAACAAGCGGUGCCAGCUGCACUCCUUGGACACGCACAAACCCAAGCCCUUGGGGGGUUGCUGGAUGGACGUGUGGGAGCUGAUGUCUCAGGAGUGCAGAGACGAAGUAGUUUUAAUCGACUCCAGCUGUCUGUUAGAAACAUUAGAAACUUACCUCCGGAAACACAGGUUUUGCACUGACUGCAAGAACAAAGUCCUGCGGGCUUACACCAUCCUUAUUGGCGAGCUGGACUGCAGCAAAGAGAAGGGCUACUGUGCCGCUCUCUACGAGGGGCUGCGCUGCUGUCCUCACGAGCGCCACAUCCACGUGUGCUGCGAGACCGACUUCAUCGCCCACCUCCUUGGCCGAGCCGAACCCGAGUUCGCAGGAGGGUAUGAGCGAAGGGAGAGGCAUGCAAAGACAAUCGACAUCGCCCAAGAGGAGGUCCUGACUUGCUUGGGGAUCCAUCUUUACGAACGGCUGCACCGCAUUUGGCAGAAGCUGAGGGCAGAGGAGCAGACUUGGCAGAUGCUGUUCUACCUUGGUGUUGAUGCUUUGCGCAAAAGUUUCGAGAUGGCCGUGGAAAGAGUCCAGGGCAUCAGCCGGCUGGAGCAGCUCUGCGAGGAGUUCUCCGAAGAGGAGCGGGUGCGAGAGCUCAAGCAGGAGAAGAAGCGCCAGAAGCGCAAGAACCGGAGAAAAAAUAAGUGUGCGUGCGAGAUCCCCGCUCCCUUGCAAGGGGUGGAGGAGAAGAAGAGGAGCCAGGACAAGGAAAACUUCUUGGAAAGCGGUUGCAAAGCUUGCGGCAGCACAGAAGAGAGAGGCAGCUGCAUCGAGGUCAUUGUGACCAACGAAAACACUUCCUGCACUUGUCCCACUGCUGGCACCUUACUGGGUUCACCCAAAAUAAAGAAAGGUUUAUCUGCACACUGCAAUGGCAGCGAUUGUGGCUACUCCUCCAGCAUGGAGGGCAGCGAAACGGGGUCGCGGGAGGGCUCGGACAUUGCUUGCACUGAAGGGAUUUGCAACCACGACGAAAACGGCGAUGACUCCUGCCUCCAUCGCUGCGAGGACAAGGAGGAGGACGGGGACAGCUGUGUGGAGUGCUGGGCGAAUUCGGAAGACAACAACAUGAAAGGCAAGAGCAAGAAGAAGAAAAAGAAAAGCAAGAAGGGCGAGGCCGAACACAUCCAAAAGCUGAGCAACUGCGCCGUAGACCCGAGCAGCCACGAGAGCUCCGCCAAUGCCACGCACACGGAGUUCCACCGGGACAAGACCAAAGACCCGCACACCGACACCUGCUGCCGCGCAGAGAAGGGCGGGCAAGCGUGGUUGGAGCACAGGAAAACGGCGCUGUCGUGCGCAGAACUUCCAGAGGCAGCCUCCGCUCCAGACUCUGGGAAAGGUGCCAAGAGCUUGGUGGAACUCCUCGAUGAAUCCGAAUGCACUUCCGACGAGGAAAUCUUCAUCUCGCAAGACGAGAUCCAGUCGUUCAUGGCGAACAACAAGUCUUUCUACAGCAAUAGAGAGCAGUACCGCCAGCACCUGAAGGAGAAAUUUAACAAAUACUGCCGCUUGAACGAUCACAGGAGGCCGGUUUGUAGCGGCUGGCUGACGACAGCCGGAGCGAACUAAACCCAAUAAAAUUAGCUCUGUCUUUCAAUGAAAACUUUCGAGACGACUACUGCGCCUUUUCUGUCUUCGUAAACAAAACACUUUUCUUUAGCAACUAAACAAAAAUCUUACCUUUAAAAAAUCAAUGUGGCUUUCUGUUUCCUUUCAUUCUUUUUUUCCUCUCUGAUGCCCCUACUCCUGUGCAGGAGGCUGGUGGAGGUGAUAACUUUUAAUUUUGGGUUUCUUCCCCCUCCCACCCCUCCUGGCACAAUGUUUCAGGCUUAGAUCUUUAGUUUUGGGUAGAUUGAGGCAAGCCCUUAGACCUUCAUAAUUUAAGCCAUUUCUGUCUCUCUCUUUCUUUCUUUCUCUCUCUCUCUCUGUCUUUUCAUUCAAUGUUUCUCUUAACUGUGACACUUAACAAACAGACAAAAAAAAAGAAACUUAGUGGCAAAAGUAAUG
Messenger RNA from Zootoca vivipara (common lizard), 2687 nucleotides. RefSeq names its product gametogenetin binding protein 2 (gene GGNBP2). The record is from RefSeq and is a predicted model, not a curated record. Gene Ontology annotation, cellular component: nucleus; cytoplasm. NCBI's taxonomy places the organism in Eukaryota, Metazoa, Chordata, Lepidosauria, Squamata, Lacertidae.